Molecule: messenger RNA, 1743 nt
Organism: Alnus glutinosa
Lineage: Eukaryota; Viridiplantae; Streptophyta; Magnoliopsida; Fagales; Betulaceae
Product: NDR1/HIN1-like protein 6
Exons: 2
Coding region: 647-1384 (245 amino acids)
Cellular component (GO): plasma membrane
Source: RefSeq, a predicted model, not a curated record
UGAAUUUCUGCCACUGGUACCCCGAAACCAUUUCUUAAGAGACAGCCCUCCCACCUCUCUCUCUCUCAUGUAUAUAUAUUUCAGAGCGAGACUUUCUCCGGGGGAUCCGAUUUUCUCAAUUUGGUUUCCUUUCUUUUCUUUCUCACAAUUCAAAAAAAUUUCCUUUUUCUCGGAUCAGAAUUGAGAUCUCUUCCAUCCCCAAUCGCUUCCUGGAUUUUCUUUUCCUUCCCCAAAAUGCAUCUCUGUCUCUUUCUCGAGGUUUGAUCCUCAUUGCGUGUCAUUUCUCUGUUUUGCUCAAACUUCCCUGCAUUUUCGUCCGCUUUUGUUUCUCAUCUUACGAACAAACUUGAGAAUUAUCGGUUUUCUAUCAACCAACUUUUGUUGGGAAUAGAAGAAACAAACUAAUCUUGACUAUCUUCAUCGCUUUCCGUCCUCAGAUUUUAUUAACUAGCAAUCCGUCCAACUGAUUUCUCUUCUGAAAGUACCGACCAUUAAAUCGAGUUCAAACGAAUUCUAUAAGCCCAAAAAUUAAUUCAUCUAUUUGUUCCUUGAUUACCUUCAAUUAUUACAAAAUUUACUAUUUUUCACAUUAUCAUCAUUCCCUUCCACUCCCUGAAAACUGAGACCGAGAAACCCGAGUUCCGAAAUGGCCCAACAGCUACAAAAACCGGUUCUCCAAAAACCGCCGGGAUACCGGGACCCUACCGUUCGGACUCAACCGGGCCCGACACCGCCGCCCCGAAAACCGGUCCUCCCGCCUUCCUUCCACUCGACGAAGCGACGCAAGAGCUGUUUCCGGGGCUGCUGCUGCUGCCUCUGCGUCGUCGUUCUCAUGCUAAUCAUCGUCGCCGCGGUCGCUCUCGGCCUCUUGUACCUCUGGUUCGUGCCGAGACUCCCGGUUUUCCACUUGCAGUCGUUUCGGAUCCCCCAGUUCAAAGUCAGCGCCAAGGCCGACGGCACGUACCUGGACGCGCGAACGGUCGCGAGGGUCGAGGUGAAGAACCCCAACGGCAAGCUGUCGUUUUUUUACAAGAAGAGCCGCGUGGCUGUGACGGCUGGGGAGGAGGACACGGAGUUGGGAUCGGCGGACGUGGGCGGGUUCACGCAGGAGAAGAAGAACACGACGAGUUUGAAGGUGGAGACUGGUGUGAGGAAUCAGCUGGUGACUGAUGGGGAGGGCUCGAGGCUCAAGGCUGGCUUCCUCAGCAAGGAUUUGGUUGUCAACGUGGAGGUUCGGACUGGGGUGGGGUUUGUCGUGAAUGGGGUGAGGUUAGGUCCCCUGGGAGUGAAGGUUUUGUGUGGUGGUGUGAGCUUCAACAGGCUCGAGUCUGGUGUCAUGCCCAAAUGCACCAUCAAUACCCUCAAAUGGAUAAACAUACAUUGAUGGGGUUAAGUUGUCGUGUUUUGGAGAUCAUGGCUGAUGGUGUACGUGGAAGAGUGAAUUAGGCAAAUUUUCUGGCAAAGAGCCUACACAUGAACGUUAGCUAGUUUUAUCAUUUUUAUAUAUUUAAAAUAAACGUAUACCAUAUUAUUUACUUAGAAAAAUGAAAAUGGAGAUUGGAGGGUAUCUAUAACAGUCUCGACUCGUGUCCAUGCCUAAGCUUUGGAUCCUUGUUUGUGUGUAUAGUAUAUACUGGGAUGCACAUAAUUUUAUUUAUGGGGUUGGAUUUAAUUGUUUGUUUAUUUCUUGGGUGUUGAUUGGCACAUCGUUUAAUUAAUAUAUAUAUAUAUCUUGCUCUUCUC